This is a messenger RNA of Colletotrichum abscissum, 912 nucleotides long. RefSeq lists its product as uncharacterized. Bases 1 to 912 code for a protein of 303 amino acids. The transcript has a single exon. Lineage: Eukaryota; Fungi; Ascomycota; Sordariomycetes; Glomerellales; Glomerellaceae. The record is from RefSeq and is a predicted model, not a curated record.
AUGCUUAUGCCAUCCGCCUUCUCAUGCGACACGUCGCAGCCGCCUCUUACCCGACUCCAGGCGUCUCUCUUCGCAUCGCCUCCCUCGAGCCCUCCUACCCUGUCAACUAGUAGUGGCUUCGGUCACAUCUUGGACAGCUGCCGCUCUCUCCAAGCCCUUCUCUCAUCGCCUCAGCAUCAGAACAUUCCCAGUGCCGCUCUCUCAUACGACGCGCCACAACAAUACCUUCCCACGCCAUCUCAACUUCCCACGCCGCCUCUCGCCCACGCGCCUGCUCCCCACAAACUGCGCCUGCGCUCGCGCGCAAAGCAGGAUGGCGCCACUAACAGCGAUCACCUUCCGCGCAAGCGCAUCGCAAAGCGCGCGCCGCCACGAGGUCUGAACAAGCGCCGGCGCGCCGCCGAUGAGGAGACGGGUCGUGAAGAUGGUCUUCUUACGGACGAGGACGUCGAGAGCGAUCUCGACAUCUCAUCUCAGCGUCAAUCUUUCGAAGCUACCAACGACAACCCUAUUCCAUCCAACCCUUCUACACCCAAACGCGCGCGCAUCGCACCAGAGGUGAUCCCUCUGGGCCUUGAGCGCUCCGACUACCACACACUGCACCUCCUCAACGGCGACGGUGUGAACAUGAACCACAGCAGCAUGGAAGCGGCAGGCGCACAAGACCCAACCGUGGAGGUCGAGGCCGAUGGAGAGCGGUGGAGUGCCGAGGAUGAUAGGAUACUCGUCGAGCUUGUGCUGGAGAAGCUGAAGCUCUCCAAGACGGAGUGGCAAGAUUGCGCGCGCAGUUUGGGCAAGGACCGGAACUGCCUAUCCCGGCGAUGGAAGAGUCUCAUGGUCCAGGGUGACGUCGGCCUCAAGGGACCUCGGAGGAGUAGCCGCAGGGCCAACCUUCACGGUACCUGGCGGUAA